Fusarium odoratissimum NRRL 54006 is the source of this 2242-nucleotide messenger RNA. RefSeq names its product alcohol dehydrogenase. Bases 206 to 1234 code for a protein of 342 amino acids. The record is from RefSeq and is a predicted model, not a curated record. Lineage: Eukaryota; Fungi; Ascomycota; Sordariomycetes; Hypocreales; Nectriaceae. Gene Ontology annotation, cellular component: cytoplasm. The transcript is spliced from 3 exons.
ACGAAUAUCAAGAAGGACACAGGAAAUAAUGUCGUAACCUGGACUGGGAUAGGGCGGUUAAUAUAAUGAUGAGGAGGCGUUGGACAUGUAUAAAAGGAAGAGAGUUUCUCUGUGUUUGAGAACAUGUUCUUUGUAAAAGCCAAGCCACUUGCAUCCAACCAAUAUUUCCUCCAACUGCCCAAACUCCAUUUCUGAGAACUACAUCAUGGCUCCUCCAGCUCAACUCCCUCUUCGACAGCUCACCAAGAAUGGCCCCAAGAUCCCAUCCAUUGGUCUUGGUCUUAUGGGAAUCAGCGUCGGAUACGGAGCAGCCACAUCUGACGAAGAACGUCUCAAACUCCUCGACCGUGCAUGGGAACUUGGCUGUACGAAUUGGGACACAGCUGAUGUCUACGGCGACAGUGAAGAUGUCGUAGGCAAAUGGUUCAAGCUUCACCCCGAACGUCGCCAGGAUAUCUUCCUUGCGACCAAGUUUGGGCUGAGGGUAGGUGAGAAAGGGAUAGUUACUGAUUCAUCGCCUGAGCAUGUGAGGAAGAGUAUUGAGAGCAGCUUGAAGAGGCUUGGUGUUGAGCACAUUGAUCUGUACUACAUGCAUCGUGCAAACGAGGAUGUGCCUAUUGAGAAGACUGUGGAAGCUAUGAAGCAAUUGGUUGAUGAGGGAAAGGUCAAGUACUUGGGCCUCUCAGAGAUCUCGUCUACCACUCUCCGCCGAGCCCACGCCAUCCAUACCAUCUCAGCAGUACAAGUCGAGUACAACCCCUGGACACUCGAUAUCGAAGGUCCUUCAGGAACAAACCUUCUCAAGGCUUGCGAAGAGCUAGACGUGGCGGUGUUUGCCUACUCACCCCUUGGUCGUGGUAUCUUGACCGGUCGGUUCCGCUCUGUCGAUGAUUUCGAAGAGACAGAUACCCGAAGAAACUUGACGCGGUUCCAGGGUGACAACUUCAAGAAGAACUUGAAGAUUGUGGACCAGUUCAAUGAGUUGGCCAAGAACAAGGGAUUCACAUCCUCACAGCUCGUCCUGGCCUGGAUCUUGGAGCAGAGCCCCAAAAUGUUUGUCAUUCCUGGCACGAAGAACAUCAAGUAUCUCGAAGAGAACGUGGGAGCAGCAAAGGUGACGCUGAGUAAGGAGGAGAAUCAAGAGUUGAGGAAAUUGGCAGUGGAGGCUGGAGUUGUAGGAGGACGGGAUCCCUUCUUUGGCUGCUUUGUUGAUACAGCUCCUCUGGAGAAGUGAAUGCCCACAGAGAUAGCAGUGGUGGCUGUAUGAUGCUUGCUUCGGUAGCAGUUUCUAGGCCAUGUCCAUACGGAAAAGUUUACCGUUCCAUGAAGACCCAUCAUCAUGAUUAUUCCCAAAGCUCCCCAUAAUAUGAAAUCCUUGAUCAACGUAGUAUCUGUAACCAUUAAAAAUGAACCGAGUCGAGGGUGUCCUUCUGGGAACAUACUGCACCAACUGCCCAUUACCUCCAUCCCAGCAAUCAAGCCAGAUCGUCUUCCAACCACGCUCAAGAGUAUAAUCCUUGACUUUCUGAAGGAGAGCAGCCCCAGCCCCACGACGUCUAUCACCAACUCGGUGAUCAGUGACGAGGUAUUGGAGGAAGACAAACUUGCCCUUUUUCAACGCAGGUUCGAUCUGGGCUUUCAAACUCUCUGUCUCUUUCAAAUAGCUCACGAAUUGUUCUUCGACAAUUUUGACGAAACCAACAGACACAAAGGAUUUUCCAUUCUCGUCCACACGGCGGGAGAGGUUUCCGUUUGCAGUGGAUCCUGAGCUGGUCUGAUCGUCUUCAACCUCGGCGAUAAAUAUUCUCUCUCGAUCACCAGCCCCCGUUUCACAGAACUGCUCCGACUUUGAGACAGCAUCAUGCAUCUUCUGCAUGAACGACUCCUUUCUAGAAAGGGGCUCAGUUCCCCAUUGACCAGCGUUUCCCGCCGCAACAAGGUGGGGUAUAGUCGAGUCCAUUGCAUCAGCCAUGAACUGAGCAUCAUUAAAUGAUGCAGAAGCGUCGUGGAAAGAGAACUGAUUCGCCAUAUUUAAGAUGAUUAACCCCUGGAAUACGGAAAGCUCAGAUGAGGCCUAGGAGAAGGGCACUGUAUGGCUUCAAGAGAAAGGUCGUGUGUAAAACAACAAGUUUGCUUAUUCAGAUGCCAGCAUUGCAUAUGUGGUGUUUCAGUGGACCACAAGACGUAAGAUAUGUAACGCUAGCAAGGAUCGCAAUCCCUGAAAUUUCUAUGUGAGCUUCUA